This is a messenger RNA of Linum trigynum, 4779 nucleotides long. NCBI's taxonomy places the organism in Eukaryota, Viridiplantae, Streptophyta, Magnoliopsida, Malpighiales, Linaceae. The record is from the annotation of a GenBank genome assembly.
UUAAUAAUAGUAGUAGUCAUGUUUGGUCACUAAAAAUAUUCAUGUUUGGUCACUAAAAGUAUUUAAUUCCAUUCGUGGUCUCUAAGUUUAGUAAAACAUGUCAUGUUUGGUCACUCUCCGUUACCUUCCGUCAGUCCAUGUUAUCACCGUCAGUCAUUUGUUGAUGUGACUAACAAACUCGCCUAGUCACCUAUUCUAACCACACAAAAAAAUCUGACUCUGUCACGUCAUAAAAAACAUGUCACAUCAUAAAAACCUAACCAUCGUGGUCAAUUAACCCAUAACCUGACCCACCCCAAAUUAAAACCCAAGUUUGACCACUCUCCAAAAUCCUUGGUUUUGAAAAUCAUAAAUUCCCAAAUCAUGUAUAUAAACUAAAUAAAGGUUUGUACGAUUUAAAAGAAGCUCCGAGAGCCUGGUAUGAUAAGCUAAGUAAUUUUUUAAUUAAAGAUGAUUUUCACAAAGGCUAAGUGGAUAAAACUCUGUUUAUUAAGACUAUAAAGAAUCAUACUUUACUGGUUCAAGUGUAUGUUGAUGAUAUUAUUUUCGGAUCAACCAGUCAAAGCUUAUGCAAAGAGUUUGAAGCAACUAUGAAAGGAGCUUUUGAAAUGAGUCUCAUGGGGGACUUAAUUAUUUUCUUGGACUACAAGUUAAACAAACUAAUAAAGGAACUUUCAUAAGUCAAACAAAAUAUCUUCUAAACAUGCUUGAAAGAUUUGAUCUUAAAAAUCUCAAAAUAGCCUUAACCCCUAUGGGUUCCACAGUAAUAUUAACAAAGGAUGAAUCUGGAAUUGCGAUUGAUGACAAAAUGUAUCGUGGAAUGAUCGGAUCAUUAUUGUAUUUAACAGCAAGUCGAUCUGAUAUAAUGUAUAGUGUGUUUGUGCAGGAUUUCAAAGUUGUCUUAAAAUGAGUCAUCUAACAAUAGACAAAAGGAUUUUUCAAUAUCUUAUUGGUACUUCUCAUUUAGGAAUGCAGUAUUCGUGUGCGUCUAGCUUAGAACUCAUUAGUUGCAGUGACUCUGAUUAUGCUAGUUGCGUUCUUGAUAGAAAAAGUACAUCCGACAUCUGCCAUUUUUUGGGAACUUUCUUAAUCUCGUGGGCUAGUAAAAAAUAAAGUUAUGUAACCUUGUCUACUGUAGAGGCAGGAUACAUAACUGCAGGACUGAGCUGUACAUAGCUCCUGUUGUUAAAAUAUCAACUUAAGGACUAUGGUCUAGAUAUAAAUUCUCACCUUAUUCUUUGUGAUAACACUAGUGCGAGAAUAAUGACUAAGAACCCAAUUCAACACUCUCGCACCGAGCAUACUGAAGUAAGAUAUCACUUCAUUCGUGAAUUGGUUCAAGAAGGAAAGAUCUGUCUAGAGUUCAUUAGUACAUAUAUGCAGUGGGCUGAUAUCUUCACUAAACCCCUUGGGACAGAAAAAUUCCUACCUAUUCGCCAUGAACUUGGCUUAUUCUUCCUCAAUGAGAUUGAAUCUCUAUGAGUCCUGAUUAUGAGGAUAUGUACUUACCAUUCUCAAGGAUUCUUGCUUGUGAUAAAUAAUCAAAAGUCAUAUCAAAAUCGUCCUUAUCGUGUCUACUCAGAUUCAUUCUAGGUUAAAGUUUUCUUAUAUAUCGAGGAGUCCCUAGGGUUCUCUCUUCUUCCACCUUCAUUAGUUACCCUCAUCUUCUACUCGUAUAUCAAAAUGGCCUUCAACAAUGCUCAACUACAUCCCUCUGUUGUUUUCAACAAUCAAGGCUUUCGCAAUGCACCUUCCUAUUCCUGAUAUCUUCGAAGGUUCAUGAAUCAUCCCAUCUAUCCUUCUUUUUCCAUUCAACCUUACAGUUUCACUAAACAUGAUAUGAACAUUCCUACUCUUCUUGAUGGCAUUGGCAGGAGUUUAUUGAUUGACAACAUGCGAUUCAGUACUAUCCUGAGGCAGUGCGCAUGUUUUAUGUCAAUCUCAAAUGCGGUCUUGCUGUGAUCCUUCGUUUUUCACGACUGUCGUGUUUAACUAUGAGAUCACAUUUAAUCCUACACAUCUGGCCAAUAUCCUCGAUCUUCCUCACCCGGGACUUCAUGCUGGCACUGAUGGUGAAUUCGCUGAUAUGGGAUUCGACUUUGAUGCUGCUCUAGCGACAUGUACAUGUGAUAUAGGUCGUCACUACCUUUCCCCCCUUCUCGGUUGGGCGCUUACCUGAUGAUUUGAAAUUUCUCCACUUCUUUAUCACUAGAUGUUAUCUGCCUUGCGACCUUUCUAGCAGCGAUCUCUUACAUUCUUCCGAUCUUUGGAUUAUUUCCAACGCUAAGGCUGGUCGACCCAUCAGUUAUGCAUCACUCAUGUUUCACCACAUGAUUCACUUUGGGGAUGAGUACUUUAGAGGACCUCUGCCUUUUGGCCCAUAGAUCAACAAACUGCUCUAUCGUUUGGGUAUCGAUCUACGCGAUAAGGUCACCAUGUGCAAUGUUUUGGACGAUCUACAUCCACAACAUGUUCUCCCCAAGUUAGAUGCCGAGGUUGGCCCCCGUAAGCUUGUCAGUGGCUCAGGGGGAGUCAUGGUUAGUCCUGAUUCACAAGCUUCUGGAAGACUCGUUGAUGCAACUGUGAUGGUAAUAAAGCGGGAAUCUUCCUGUGCAAGGAAGCAGACUGUCACUCUGAAAACGCUUAGGCUAAAAGAUAUUAUGUGGCCUAAGUUUGUGUAUGAAUUAGGAGUAGUCAAUGAUCCAAUGAGCUAUGAUUCAGAAUCUGGUGAAGAAGAUGGUAUUUGUGAGUAUGAGUCUCCACCAGAAUAUCCUUUCUAGAAGCCAUAGGUAGUAGACGUAGGGGGAGAUUCAAGAGACUUAGUAGUAUUUGAAUAAGAAUUGGAAAAAUAUAGUUUGUGUUAAGUCUUUGAUGUUUCUAUUUCAACCAUGUUUAAUUAAUGAAUAAAAGGAUUCUCCCUAAUGUCACCAAGUAUAAGAAAUGUGUUAAUUUCUCGGUUUCUUUAUUAGAACAGGUUGCACCAAUCGCGUGUUAAAUGUGUGCAGGUUGCAGAAAGAUCUAGUGACAAGCUUAAGGGGAGUUUGUUGGGUGAAGCUUGAUCAAUGGCACCGAGAAAUUUUGGAAAGAAGACAAGCAAUGGCACCUAGAAGAACCAAAGAGGAAAGUCCUGAAAUGGUGAUCAAUUACGACAAUCAAGCAAACAAAUUGAUUCCCUAAUCAGUAAGCAACGGUCGACAGAAGCAAAUUAUAAAAGAUGGGGUUGUGGGUAGAUCGAGAGUUGUCAAAGAGAUAGCUUGGGAGAUAGAGGUUGUGAUAUCAAGUCAGAGUUUUGCAGGGAGUUUAACUAUGAAAGGGAUUCUGAUCAGUGACGGGGAGUCACCUAGAGAUCAUCAGUUGUAUUGUGUAAAUCGGAUACAUAUCAUCAUAGUGAAACGCCAAAGGGUUCAAGCAGAAUUCCUUUGGUCGUGGACUAGUCGAUAAUGAUUCAUCAGUAUCGAAAACCAUGUAAAAAUUCUCUGUGUCAAAUUUAAUUUACAGUUCUUCUAACCAAGACUUUAGCAAGUCUCUAUUUCUGGUUGAAGUCUCUGUUUUUUCCAGGUUGGAUCGAGACAAGGAGUUGAAGCAGAGGAGGGAGAAGAGUUUGCCCGAUUAAAUUGAAUCAGACUGCUGAACAGAAAGGACUUCAUUGAGCCCAAUAGAAUCAAACAUAAUACACGAACUUUGGGCUUGAAGUCCAACAUUUGCUCAGUCUUAUUUUGUUUUCGUUCACAAUCUCUAAACAUAAGUUUUCAGUUUCAAUAGCUAUCUUGUUGGUCAAAGUAACAAAAAUCGUUAUGUAAAUUCUCAAUUCAUAUUAGGGUUUGUCGACGUCUCUGAAAAGGAGAGAAAAUCUCGCGCUCGACUCCUCCAACAGAAACCAACUCUUCUAAGAAACGAUUCAACCUGUAAGAAAAAAAAACAAUUCAACCUAAUUUCUUUCCCCUUUGUCUCCUUUUGGGAAUUCUAAUUUUCAUCUACUCAACAUUCUCCUUCCCCUGUUCUUUGGACCUUUCUCCCAAAUACUUUGUUGAGAGUUGCUAGUGUCAUAUUUGUUCAUUUUGUACGGGUGAGCUAAAUUUGAAGCUCUUAGGCUAUACGAAGCAUAUGCAUAGACGUUUUCUCUGCCUCUUUGUCUAUUUCCUCUGCCCCCUUUCGUUGCCUCGCUCUUAGCCUCAACUCUAACCUCCCCAACAAUGUUGAGUGUGAGGUCGUCGAUGAAUCGACCUAUCGUCUCCUCGGAAUACUCAUCAUUCGUUGCACCGCCCUAAUUCCCUUUCUCUUUGAAGUUCCACCCCCUCGACUCUGAUUGCUCGCAGCUCUGUUGCCUCUCCAUUCUCCUUCUCCUUGGAACACACUUGUAUGGCUUUUGCAUUCCUUUUUGGUGGCGGGGAUAUGCGGAGGUGUUGACGACAACUAUAUUUGCAGCUGCAACUUGCCACCAUAACUCAGAGUUCUAGACUGUCAACUUUAAAUCUUCGAUUCUUUGAAUACCAAAAUUUGAACCAUUAGAAAAUAACAAUAGAUCAUUCGCAAACAUCAAAUGAGUGAGACCAAUUCUUUUGCAGAUGGGAUGAAAAGUGAGAGUAUUAAUCUCAACAGCUAGAUACAAAUUUAGUUUGUACCAUACAAAAACCUGUACAAAAAGUUGUAGGUUCACUUGUACCUAAUACCAUAAUGCUAAAUGUACAUGUUCAGUUUGUACCAUAAAGACAAAAAAUAAAAAUCUCGUGUUUUUAAAGCAUUGUAAAAAUUUUCAAAAAAUAAAAAAAAGAAUAAAAU